UUUGCUCUACUCAUUCCUCAGUCACUCACUCAACAACCUCUUCUUCCUUCCUUUCUCCUCUUCCUAUCCUCAACCGCUCAAAGCCUCAAACCCAACAUCUCUUCUCUUCUCUCUCAUCUUCCUCUUCUUCUUCCUCUUCCAUGGAUGUGAGCUUCUCACCGAAGCCUCAAAUUCUCACCCUUAUCUCAUGCACACCGCUGUCUUCUUCUUCUACUUCUUCUUCUUCGUCUUCCUCAGCUCGCUCCCGAUCCAUCCGAAGAGAAUUUCUUGGCUGUGGCCAUAACCUUAGGCCUCCAGGUGGUCUCCGCUAUCGUAGACGCCACAGAAAGUCAUGGUCUCACUCUCAGUCCUCGCGGUUCCUUUUCAGAGCUGCGCUUGGCUCACACUCGGUCCUCGUUGUCUUCGCCGUCAUUACCGUCUCUGCUGCUUCGUUCGUUUACUGGAAUCUCUUUAGGCCUAAGAAGAAUUCCAGAGAGGUGCAGAGGCCUUCAAAUUUCGCGUUACCUCAGUUGGGAGGACAUGGCAUAAACCAUGUCAUUGAGCAUGAGAUGUUCGAUUUUGGUGAAUAUCGCGAAAUGGAAGUUAAGCAAUUGUUGAAGGAUGAGAACAUAGAGAAUAGUCAUGCUUCCAUUCAUAACGAGGCUCCCUUGCAGUUUCACCAAGCUGCUUUGAUGAACAAAGAGACUGUUAUCACUAACGCAUUACAGUCACCUACUUCGAGUGUCUUCGUUUCGGGCUCUAAUAAUUCGACUUUUAUAAACGAAUCUAAAGUUUUGGAUCAGUCUCUUUCACCUCUGCUUUCGGAGUCAGCUAUGCUAGAACAUAUUAACUUUGCGGAAAAGUUGAAUGGUUUGCAAAUAGAGAAGUUGCAAGAGGAAAUUGAGUCUGAGUUUAGCAAUGAUGAUGUUCAAGAAAAUGAUUCGCUUGUAGAAGUUCAUGAACCUGAACUAGAAAAGAAAGAACUUGGUGUAGAGGGAGAAACAAUUAAUUUCACUAGUUUUCUUGUUGAUUCGGUUAGAGAAGAGCUUCACAUGUUUUAUAAUGAAAGCAAAUCAGAGGGAACAUUUAAAGCAAACGUUAAUGGUCACAAAUCAUUCGCUUCCCAUGCUUCUGUUUUGUAUAGCAAUUCAUUUUCUACAAUUUCUAAUAUGAAAGGUACUGAAAAAUCUGUGGGGGUUCCCCAUAUAUCACCAGGCAAUGUUGAAGGAAAAUUUCCUUUUGCAAAUUACAAAGAAGGACCUCUUUAUGGUAAAAAAGUUCUGAGAAAAGGUAGAGGAGAUACAAGGGAUAUAAGAAAAGGACAUUUGGCUCAGAAUAAUUACCAAGUUUUGCCCCAGGUGCCCCACAUAAAUGGCAUGGACGUUGACAGCAAAAAUAAUACUUCAGAGCAGCUCAGUGCAUACCAUCGUUUGCUAAAGGAUGGGAGGUUAUCCAAUGCCUUAGAAUUUCUUGAAGAUUUGGAGAAAAGGGGUUUGUUGGACAUGAGUAAGGUUUACCAUGCAAGGUUCUUUAAAACCUGCAAAUUUCAAAAGACUGUUAAAGAAGCUUUUCGUUUCAUCAAACUGAUUCCUAAUCCAACACUGAGUACAUUUAACAUGCUUAUGUCUGUCUGUGCGAGUUCGCAAGAUUCACAGGGAGCCUUUCAGGUUCUGCGACUUGUCCAGGAAUCUGGAUUGAAAGCUGAUUGUAAACUUUACACUACUCUGAUAUCUACAUGUGCUAAAAGUGGCAAAGUUGAUUCCAUGUUCGAAGUGUUUCAUAAAAUGGUUAAUGCUGGAGUAGAACCAAAUCUUCACACGUACGGGGCACUUAUUGAUGGUUGUGCCAGAGCUGGUCAAGUUGCAAAGGCAUUUGGCGCUUAUGGUAUAUUGAGGUCCAAGAACGUGAAGCCAGAUCGAGUUGUAUUCAAUGCACUUAUUACAGCGUGUGGUCAAUCAGGAGCGGUUGAUCGUGCUUUUGAUGUAUUAGCAGAAAUGUCUGAAGAGAUACAUCCUAUAGACCCUGAUCAUGUCACAAUCGGCGCAUUGAUGAAGGCAUGUGCAAAUGCUGGCCAGGUUGAUCGGGCACGUGAAGUAUAUAAGAUGAUUCAUCAAUACAACAUUAAGGGCACCCCAGAGGUUUACACAAUUGCUAUUAAUUCUUGCGGCCAGACAGGCGACUGGGAUUUUGCGUGCAAUGUGUAUGAAGAAAUGAUUAGCAAAGGCGUGGUCCCUGAUCAGAUGUUUCUCAGUUCAUUAAUAGCUGCUGCAGGGCAUGCUGGAAAGCUCGAAGAUGCCUUUGAAAUUCUACGUGAAGCCAAGAACCAAGGAGUAAAAGUCGGCAUUGUAUCAUAUAGUUCAUUGAUGGGAGCCUGUAGCAAUGCUAAAGACUGGAAGAAAGCACUAGAGCUAUAUGAGGAUCUGAAGUCAAUGAAGGUGAAGCAAACUGUUUCCACUGUCAAUGCUUUGAUGACUGCACUGUGUGAUGGAGAUCAACUAGAUAAGGCUGUGGAAAUUCUACAAGAAAUGAACACAAUAGGAUUGUCUCCAAAUAAUAUAACAUACUCCAUUCUACUUGUCGCUAGCGAAAAAAAAGAUGAUCUAGAUGUAGGUCUCAAGCUUUAUUCUCAAGCCAAAAAGGAUGGAAUUACUCCAAAUAUUGUCAUGUCUAGAUGCGUAAUUGCCAUGUGCUUAAGAAGAUAUGAGAACGCUGCUAUGCUUGGUGACCCUAUUGUUUCAUUCAAGUCAGGCCGUCCAGAGGUUUCCAAUAAAUGGACAUCAUCAGCCUUAAUGGUCUACCGUGACUCAAUUUCACCCGGUAUUGUCCCUACAGUUGAUGUCUUAUCUCAAGUUUUGGGAUGCUUGCAGCUCCCACAUGAUGCAUCCUUGAAAAGUAGGCUCAUUGAGAAUCUAGGUGUAAGUGCGGACACAAGAAGACCCUCAAACCUUAGUUCACUGAUAGAUGGGUUUGGUGAAUAUGACCCUCGCAUUUUUUCAUUACUUGAGGAAGCUGCUUCUCAUGGGAUCGUUCCAUUGGUAUCCUUUAAACAAAAUCCUGUUAUUGUCGAUACAAGGAAGUUGCAGAUUCAUACUGCUCAGGUGUACCUUUUAACCGUUUUGAAAGGUCUCAAACAUCGGCUUGCGGCUGGUGCAAGGUUACCCGGCAUAACCAUUUUACUCCCUGUUGAUAAAGCCCAAAUCACAUCUCCAAAUGGCGAGGAGAAGACUGUCAACGUUGCGGGGAGGGUUGGUCAGGCAGUGGCGUCUUUACUGAGGAGGAUUGGAUUACAUUACCAAGGAAAUGAAUCACAUGGAAAAAUCAGAAUUAGUGGAAUAAUAUUAAAAAGAUGGUUUCAACCUAAGCUUGCUCCUGUUUUCAGUGGCAAACCAGAAGAGAUAAACCUAUCCCAGUUCCGACUAGGAAAAGGAAUUGCCCAUCAGCAGCGUGACAUUAGAGCCGGCAACUUGUCAUUAGACUGAAGUAGGCGAUGUCACCGGCAGACAUCCUGGAAGCGUCUACUUUUACUACGUAUGUUUCCUAAUUUCAGUUGAUGCUCUAUUAACAGUUUCAUCAAUGAUCAUUCUGGCCGGUUUCUGCCACGAGCCUUAGUUGGUUGCCAUACCAUUCUAGAAAUUUAUAGAUUUCCUAUAAGUUUGUGGCCAAUGUGAGCCGAAGACAUAGCAAAGUGAAUAGAAAACGUUUGGAUCUCAAAGCCAAUUCAUGCAUAGAGGAGAGAUCCAUGGAGCGGCAUAAGGAUAUUUUCCAAUUUUAUCUUGUAAGGUAAAUAAUUUGUAGGGUAUAAUAAGAUGUUUUAGUAGUCUAAAGAGAAAGGUAAAACAUCUCUGUUGCCAAAUAUCCCAACUCACUUUAUGUAUCUCUGUAUAAGGAUACAAACCACAUGUACAAGUCCCUUAAGAAUGAUUGUGAUUGAAUUUUGGUUAA
This is a messenger RNA of Humulus lupulus (European hop), 3921 nucleotides long. Its product is annotated as pentatricopeptide repeat-containing protein MRL1, chloroplastic. The transcript has 19 exons. NCBI's taxonomy places the organism in Eukaryota, Viridiplantae, Streptophyta, Magnoliopsida, Rosales, Cannabaceae. The record is from RefSeq and is a predicted model, not a curated record. The coding region runs from base 141 to 3458 and encodes 1105 amino acids. Gene Ontology annotation, molecular function: protein binding.